This is a messenger RNA of Lutzomyia longipalpis, 745 nucleotides long. RefSeq names its product lysozyme-like. The record is from RefSeq and is a predicted model, not a curated record. Lineage: Eukaryota; Metazoa; Arthropoda; Insecta; Diptera; Psychodidae. Bases 243 to 716 code for a protein of 157 amino acids. The transcript is spliced from 3 exons.
UCUGCCGCUUGAUUUCGGCGUGGGCGGCAAAAGGAACCCCAUCGAAGGGGCGAUCAAAGUGUCUUCUUGAUUUACAACGCAACCCGAUAAUCCAUCCAAACUUCUCGUUAUUUUCCGUUCUGAGCUUCAAUUGUUUGGUAUAUAAAAGUGGAAGCCGCGACAGUGAGUUUUCAGAUUUCAUUUAAUGUCUCACAGAAAGACUCUCGCGAUUGACUUAAAAUAAUUUUUGAAGAAAUCAUAAAAUGAAAGUUCUUUUUGUGCUUUUACUGAUUGGUUUAGUGAGCAAAAUUGAGGGUCGAAAAUUUACAAAAUGUGAACUUCUGCCCAUUUUUCUGGAUGAGGGAUUCCCUCUGGAGGAAUUCCCAGAUUGGCUGUGCGUCAUUCAGUCUGAGAGUAGCUUCAACAGCUCAGCCAUUGGGGGUCCAAAUAGCAAUGGAUCUUUCGAUUGGGGACUCUUUCAGAUCAAUGAUAAUUUUUGGUGCGGAGUUGGUAAACCAGAUCAUGAUUGCAACAUAAACUGCUACGAUCUCGUUGAUGACGAUCUAACGGAUGAUCUGCAGUGUGUAAAGAAAAUCUACGCCCGACACGGGUUUUCAGCUUGGAAUGGAUGGAAAAAGUGGUGCCAGGGAACCUUGCCUGACUAUGUUGAGUGCCUGCCCUACAUGAAACGUUCUCUACCCUCCCUUUUCGCCAACAGCGUUCCAGCAUCCCCGUAGUUUAUAAUUUUCAUUUAUUAUUUAUUUAA